UUACCUUCUUCUGUAGUAAGAAAAAUUAAAAUUUGUAUUACUUAAACUAAGUCUUAUUUGUAGAAAACGUCUGAUUCAUUUUUGAAAAGAAGAUUUGAGUUUAACAGUAAUUACCAUGAAGAAGAUGAAGCUUUAUCUCAACCUUUCAAAACUUUGCGAAGAGAUGAAGGAGAAACAUGUGAUGAAGGACAAGCUCAAUAUUCAGGACCUUCUAAUCAACAAAAACCAGAAACCUCUUCUGUUCCAGAUACAAGCACUAUGUCACAUUUAACAAAUACUGCUAAUAAUAAAGAACUUUCUACUCGGAAAUUACAGAAUAGUAAUUGUCAACCUAUAGGAAAUGUAAAUUUCACUAUGACUUUGCCAUUUCGAGAAGAAAAAUAUUUUAAAAAUUCAUCUCCCAAUAAAAAUAAAUGUAAUAAAUGUAAAGAAAUGUUGUUGUUGGCCAGAAGAGAUUCAGACGGUAGUCCUCCAUGCACGAAUGCUUUUUCUAAUAAAAAACUUUCAAAAACCAAAGUUGAUCUAAAUAAAACUAAUGACAAAAUUGUAAAUUUUUUUAAUAAAAAACCUAAAAUGUAUUGUGAAUAUGAACAAAAGCAUGCAGAAGGUACUACAGUGCAGAUCAAGGAGUUUAAAUGUACAGUGCAGACAGAAGAGUUUAAAGCUCCAUUGCAAGAAGUCAGUAUAGAAAAGCAUCCAAAAGAAAAAACAGAAUCUAAUAUUCCUUCUAAACCUUUGGUUGAUGAGCCCUUAUUGAGGAGAAAAAGAUGCAAAUUAAUCCCUUUUAGUAUGGAUUUAUUGAAAAAAGAAUUACAAAAUAAAGGUAGCUUAUGUUCAGAUACAACAGAGUUUUCAUACAGAAAAUUCCGUUCUAAAAUUCUUCCUACAGAAAAUAGCAAUGCUGAAGAAGAGCUAAAUCGAGAAAUAAACAAAGAGGACUUUUCUCGAAUGGAAAUAAUAGGCCAGUUUAAUCUUGGCUUUAUCAUUACUCAACUGAAUAAUGAUCUCUUUAUUAUUGACCAACAUGCUACAGAUGAGAAGUAUAAUUUUGAAAGUUUGCAGAAGGAAACAGUGCUUGAAACUCAGAAAUUGUUCAACCCCUUAAAUUUAAAUUUAACAGCAGCUUCAGAAGCCACUUUAAUGGAUAAUCUGCAUAUAUUUGAGAAAAAUGGCUUUAAGUUCAACAUAGACGAAGAUAAUUCAUCUGGAAAUAAAAUUCAACUAGUGUCUGUUCCAAUGAGUAAAAACUGGAGUUUUGGUAAAGAAGAUGUGGAUGAAAUGAUAUUUAUGCUCACAGAUAACCCAUCUUGUAUGGUUCGACCAUCAAGAAUCAAUCAGAUGUUUGCUUCUAGAGCAUGUCGGAAAUCUAUCAUGAUUGGAACUUCUCUAACAAUACCAAUGAUGAAAAAACUAGUUAUGCAUAUGGGUGAGAUAGAACAACCAUGGAAUUGUCCUCAUGGCAGGCCAACAAUGAGACAUCUGUUCAACCUUAACCUUUUACAAUCACCUUAAAGGUUAUUCAAAACUGUUGACAUGAUUUAUGGCUGAGUAUUGCAGUUCAUUCAGAGGGUCAAGAAAUCUUGUAAAACAAUAAUUAUAAUAAUGUCUGGAACAGUACAAUUAUACUGCCAGGAAUCUGGAAAUUGAAUGUGAAUCAUUAAAUUUUAUUGCAAUACUGAA
Messenger RNA from Stegodyphus dumicola, 1680 nucleotides. RefSeq names its product mismatch repair endonuclease PMS2 (gene Pms2). Gene Ontology annotation, molecular function: ATP-dependent DNA damage sensor activity; ATP hydrolysis activity; mismatched DNA binding. Lineage: Eukaryota; Metazoa; Arthropoda; Arachnida; Araneae; Eresidae. The record is from RefSeq and is a predicted model, not a curated record. Gene Ontology annotation, cellular component: MutLalpha complex. Gene Ontology annotation, biological process: mismatch repair.